AGAGAGGCACUGAGGCGUUAAAUCAAACGGCAAAAAGACUAAGAAAUGAUCCAAUCCCCAUCCUUUGAAGUCAGCAUCAUAGGUCAUCCACUUGCGGUUUCUGUUGAUCCAGCACCAACUUUGGAUCAGUUGGAAGCUCUGCUAUGUAAUGGAUCUCUGAGAGAUGACCUUAUCUUCAAAGAGAAGGUGUUCGCGCAAGGUGAUGACAGCAGGUAUAUUAGAAUGGAUCGGCUGCGAAAGAAUGACAUUCUCUUCCUCUUUAAACGGGAAGGAGACUACUUGCGUUGGUUCUCCCGGCGACACUGGGUUAUCAAUGGAAUCAGUGUUGCAAUCUCCAAAUGGUCCCCAGACUACUCCCCAACUCGUGAAUCCCCAAUUGCUCCGGUGUGGAUAAAGCUCGAGCAUUACCCAGUUCAUCUCAACGACCAUGGAGUUCUAUUUAAAGUGGCAUCCCUUUUUGGUAAGCCUAUUAAACUCGACUCCAAUACUGCGAUUGGUGUUUUCCCUGAACAACCUAGAUUCUGCGUUGAAAGGGACACCUCUCUACAGUUUCCUUCCCGUCUUAAUGUUCGGUUGGGAUGCAAGGAUCUCUGGAUCCCUUGUAAGUUUGAGAAUCCACCACAAUUCUGCUCUUGUUGUUCUAUUUUUGGGCAUAAUGUCAACAAUUGCCGAAAGCAUAAACUAUCGAACCUCACCGGAAAAGCUCCGGCUGGUGAGGUGGGCCACAAGGGAGCGGGCUUUACGGAGGAUCUUGCAGGGUGGACAUGGGUUGCCAUUCCUAAAACUGGCGUCCCUCUUCCCCAUGCCCCUCCUGUUGUUCACACCACUUAUGAUCAACCAAGUACGUCCAAACAGGUGAAGUCCCACUGGUCUCUUCUCAUGCCUAUCAUUGAAGAUGUAAAUGAAGAUGAUGCCCUCUCCCAAGCCACGCCAUCUCCUUCACAUAAACAUAAAUCUGUCCCACUACCCCACCAUAACUCUGAUGACAGUUUGGCAUUGGUCCCCUACUCCUCUGCUCCAGUAGUCCCUUGCCUUGCCUCAAACCUUUUCAGUAAAGAUGACUACUGGCUGAUUUUUUGGAAUGUCUGUGGGGUUCCCUCUUCCAUCGACAGACUUAUUUCCCUCAAGAGGAUUCACACCCCUUCUUUCUUCUGUCUCUUUGAACCUAAAAUUUCUGCCUCACACAUCUCUACCUACGGCCUCAAAUUGGGUUUCAACAAUCAUCUCUCUUCAACUAAUAACAAGAGAUGGAUUUUUUGGGAUUCUAGUCUGCUGCAUUUGGUCAGCUUUGACGAUGAAGAACAAGUUACUCACUGCAACUUCUCCAUGGUUAACUACUCCAACUCCAACCUUACCAUCUCUUGUGUUUACGGGGCUCACACGGUGGUUGAACGAAGGCAACUUUGGGAAAGCUUGCAGGGGAGGAGCAACUUAAAUCACAAUUGGGUGGUGGGAGGUGACUUUAAUGCUAUUUCUUCGCCUUCAGAAUUCAAAGGACAGUGUGAACCAAGCGCACUAGGUAUGGAAGAGCUCAAAUCGUGCAUUGAAGCCUGCAAUCUGUUCUGUCCAGACCCUUCCGGUGGUCUCUUCACGUGGUCUGGCACAAGGAGCCGUGGGAAAACAUGGCGUAGGUUGGACAGAGUAUUGGUUAACCUAGCAUUUCAAUCUUUUUUUCCAACCUUUUAUAUUCAUCAUUUACCCAAAGCUUGUAGUGACCACAAAGCUAUCCUUUUUUCUUGCCAUUCAAGCCUAGACCGUGGUCCUUCUUCCUUCAGAUUCCUGAAUGCCUGGAUACACCACAACCGGUUCCUCCAAGUGGUUAAGGAAUGUUGGACUAAGAGUAGCUCUUGUGGUGGCAUGCAUGGACUUGUGGCCAAACUCAAAGAUCUAAAGGGAUGUCUUAGGGAGUGGAACAAGAAUGAGUUUGGCAAUAUCUUUGAAAAUCUAACAAUGGAAGAUGAGCUUGCAACCCAAACCCAGCAGCACUAUGAGGCAGAUCCAACCGAAGCCAACCGUGCACUAGCCCAGGAGGCCAACGCAAAGCUCCUACUCGCUACUCACAGAGAGGUGGCUUAUUGGAAGCAAAAAGCUAAUGCAAGAUGGCUAGAAUCUGGGGACUCCAACUCCAAGGUCUUUCAUGCCUUUGCAAAUGGGAAAAGGAGGGAGCUUGCAAUCAAUCAUAUUAUUUCGGAUGAUGGUUUAGGGCUCUCCACGCAAACAGAAAUCUGCUUGGAAGCCACUACUCACUUCACUAAGCAAAUUCCUUCUUUGGACGAAGUUCAGCAGGCAGUUUGGGACCUGGACAGCAGUAGCGCCUCGGGACCGGAUGGUUUCAAUGGCCUUUUCUUCCGCUCUUGUUGGGAUAUAAUCAAAGAGGAUAUGCUCAAAGCCUCCCAAGAAUUUUUCUUGGGGUUUCCCAUUCCUAGAGCCUAUGGUAGUACUCUCAUUUCCCUUAUCCCCAAGAAGGAUAGCCCCAAACGCUUCGACGACUACAGGCCCAUCUCCCUUAGUACGUUCAUGAGCAAGGUCAACACCAAAAUUCUCUCCACCAGGCUCAAACCCUUGCUGCCCAAGCUGAUCUCCUCCAAUCAGGCAGCUUUUCAACAAGGUAAAAGCAUGGCUGAUCAUAUCCUUCUAGCUAUCGAAGCAGCUCAUAACCUGGAUAGAAAAGUGUUCGGUGGAAACAUGACCAUUAAGAUUGAUAUCGCCAAAGCCUUCGACAAUCUUCGUUGGGAUUAUCUUGAGGCUAUUCUUAAAAAGGGUGUCAAGCAAGGUGACCCCCUUUCACCUCUUCUCUUUAUUAUUGCAGGGGAAGGUCUCUCAAGAAUGCUCAACAAAAGUUUGGAAGAAGGCCACAUUCAUCCUUUUAAUUUGGGUAGUGUUAAGAUGCCGGGCCAUCUUACCUACGCGAAUGAUAUUAUGAUCUUCACAAAAGGGGACACUAUCAACCUUCUCAAGCUAAGGAAACUUCUUGGAGAUUACUCCUUGGAUUCGGGGCAGGUAGUCAACUUCACAAAGAGUAACUUUUAUGUCAAAACCACUACCCCCGUCUCUCAACUGGCCAACAUGAGCAAGAGCCUUGCAAUGGAAGCAGGUUCUCUUCCCUUUCGUUACCUUGGUGCAACCAUCUGCAAGGGUAUACUUAGGAAGCCGCACUGUGAUCAUCUUGUUGCACACUUCGACAAGCACCUACUCUCAUGGUAUAGCAAGACUCUUAACCCUAUGGGAAGGCUUAUUCUAAUAAAACAUGUUCUAUCAUCAAUCCCCUUACAUGUCCUGACAGUUCACACCAUCCCGGCGUCGAUCAUCAACUCUCUUCAUUCACGGAUGGCUAACUUCUUUUGGGGAUCAAGGAAUGGCGCUAGGCUUCACCAUUGGAAAAGCUGGACGUCUCUUUGCCAACCAAGUUCUUCUGGUGGUUUGGGCAUUAAUGACUUGGGAAAGAUGCAGGUUCUCCAUUCAAUAAACCUUUGGUGGAGGGUUAACCAUGAUAACGGUGUAUGGGCUUCUCUCAUGAGGGGCAUUUAUGUGAAGAAAGGCGACAUUAAGGAGAAGCUUACAGACUCCCCAACAUGGAAGAGGAUCUGUAGGGUACAUGCGCUGGCCCUUAGUCAUUACAGUGGAAGUUCCAACCCUCUUCUCUGGCAUGGGAAACCCUUCUCCCCUAAGAAUGUGCUUAUCUCUAUUGGUGAUGGACUACCUUGCAGGCUCUCUUGCAAAUAUAUUUGGCAUUCGGCUCAAACCCCCAAGCUCAGAAUCUUUCAAUGGAAAGCGUUCAUGGGCUGUCUUCCCUUUCUAGACCUUGCUGCAAGGUUCUCGGAUAGUCUUCCCAGUAGGUGCCCCCUGUGCAAAUCACACGCUAGCCUCCUAUUCCCUCAGCUUGCACGUAUGGAGUUACUUCGCAGCCCUCAUUGAUGCACCAAAACCGUCCUCAGUACUGCGACUUAAUCAAAUCUUCCUCACUUGGUGGUUCAGUGCUGAGUCAUCUUCAUUUAAGGGUAUCCUCAGAUUAGUCGUGCCGGGAGUCAUCUCGUGGCAUCUCUGGAAAGCAAGGAAUCAAGCCAUUUACGAUGG
Messenger RNA from Cuscuta campestris, 4074 nucleotides. Lineage: Eukaryota; Viridiplantae; Streptophyta; Magnoliopsida; Solanales; Convolvulaceae. The record is from the annotation of a GenBank genome assembly.